Molecule: messenger RNA, 1671 nt
Organism: Panicum virgatum (switchgrass)
Lineage: Eukaryota; Viridiplantae; Streptophyta; Magnoliopsida; Poales; Poaceae
Product: dof zinc finger protein DOF5.7-like
Exons: 1
Coding region: 357-1451 (364 amino acids)
Biological process (GO): regulation of DNA-templated transcription
Molecular function (GO): DNA binding; DNA-binding transcription factor activity
Source: RefSeq, a predicted model, not a curated record
UCCGCGGACGUCGCUUUCGAGGCUCUCAUUAAUCCCAUGCAUACAUGCAGCUAGCUAGCGCACACAUGAGACGCCAUUCAAUAGGACCCCCGUCGUCUUCCCUCCGCGCCAGGAAACCCUCCUCCACCGUUCUUCCAUACAAUACAUACUCCUGCAGCUAGCUAGCUCCGGUGCUCGCCUCCUCGAUCUCCUUAUAUACGCUCACGCGCCCACCGAAGCACCUGAUACCUGCCUGCAGUACGUCAACAUCGCCUAGCUUUGUAGCUAGGACGGGCAACCUGCAGCUGCGGCGGUGACCGGUGAGAGCCUGAUCCAGAGGACACACAGCACGUGCUCUCGAUCGCGGCCGGUGAAGUAUGGCGUCGUCGACGGGGGUGGCGGCGGGGGACGACGCGGUCGGGGCGCGGAAGGGCGGUGCCGGUGGCGGUGGGGGCACGGCGGCGCCGCCUCCGGCUGCCGGCGCCCAGCAUCAGCAUCAGCAGCAGCAGCCGCCCCCGCCGCCGGAGCAGGGGCUCAGGUGCCCGCGCUGCGACUCGCCCAACACCAAGUUCUGCUACUACAACAACUACAGCCUCUCGCAGCCGCGCCACUUCUGCAAGACGUGCCGCAGGUACUGGACCAAGGGCGGCGCGCUCCGCAACGUGCCCGUCGGCGGGGGCUGCCGCAAGAACAAGCGCUCGCGCUCCGCGGCCGCCGCCGCGGCGGCUGCGGCGGCGGCCUCCUCGCGCCUCUCGCUCAACCUGCCGGUCGAGGGCGUCGGCGGCGACCAGCAGGUGGCCGCGUCCGCCGCGAGGCUCGGGUUCCUUGGCGCCGGCGCCGCUCCGGUGGCGUCGUCGCCGAUCGGCGGCGCCCCCGCGGCCGACUACCAGCAGGCAGCAGGCGCCGUCGGUAUGAUGGCGCUGCCGCGGCUCCAGGCCGUCGGCCAGUACGUGCCGUUCGGGGAGUGGCCGGCGGGGGCCGGCGGGGACGUUCCCGGCGGCGGUGGCGGCGCGCACGGCGGGGCGGUGAGCAGCAGCAUCGCGUCGUCUAUCGAGUCGCUGAGCUUUAUCAACCAGGACCUGCACUGGAAGCUCCAGCAGCAGCGGCUGGCCACCAUGUUCCUAGGCCCGCCGCCGCCGCCGCCAACCUCCUCGGCGGCGCACGUCGACGGCGCCCCGGCAUCAGCGGCCCACAUCGGCGGCGCCUUCCUGCACAUGGCGGGGCCGCCGCCGGGCAUGGAGUCGACCAUCAUGCCGGCGGCGACGUCGUGGUUCAUGGACAGCUCAUCCUACGGCGUGGGCGUGCUCCCUUCCCCGACCGCUCAUGCUAACAACACGGCCGCCGCCGCCGCCGCCUGCAACGUCGUCGUCAGCAGCGGCCGGAGUAGCGGCGGCGACGACGACAGCGGCACCAACUGCGGCAGCGCGAUCCCGUCGUGGGGCGACAUGUCCACGUUCGCGAUGCUGCCGUGAGCUUGCUUCGCCGUCACCCCAUCUGAUCGAUCGAACAAGGAAGAGCUCCAAAUUUGGGAGGGCUGAUUCCGAAGGAAUUGAGCUAGCAGAGGAUCGGUGCAUGCAUGAAGCGCCACCUAUAUGUUAAUUUAACUAGUUGUCCAUCUCUAACUUGAUAUAUUGGUCAACCAUUGUGUGUGGUAUAUUAUUAUAUAUAUUUGUCAAAGACAUUCUAAUCGGC